GUUUAUGUGUGGAGUGUUUCACAAUUUUGUUUUGGUCAUUUAUUGUUCCUGAGCAUUUGGCUUGGGUUUUCAUUUUUAUUACUAUAUUUUGAGUCCCGCGUGCAAGUUGAAGUCAGUACUGGGUAUUGGUAAAUGGUAAGUCUGGCGUCCCACGACCCAUGAAAAAAUUCCACAAGAAGUAUUCUAGUGGAACCACAAGAAUGCAGCUAUGGGGACGCCAGACUUAUUAAUACCCAGUACUGUAUAGGGACCUUCUGAGUGGCUUGUCCUUGGGUUAAUAUCUGCUGGGAUCCAGGCAGCGCUCAGUGUCAGAGCGCCGCACCUGUCAGCCGACCGCCGCUGUGCCCUGGUGGCGCCAUGUGGCCGCCGGUGUACGCACACCACCACUCGUCGCGGUGCCGGCCGCCCACCAAGCCACUGGCGCCGCUCCAGUGGACCUAUGAAAUGCGCCGCGAGAUGCAGGAAAUCCUGCCGGGACUCUACCUCGGACCGUACAGCUCUGCCAGCCGGAAUCAGUUGGAGCGUCUCCAGCAGACGGGCAUCACACACAUCGUCUGUGUCAGACGGAGCGUGGAGGCGCACCUGAUUCGGCCCAACUUUCCCAACCAGUUCCAGUACCUGGAGGUGGAGCUGGCCGAGUCGCCCGAACUGUGGGUCCUCUCGCACGUUCCGCGCGUCACCGCCUUCCUUGACGACGCACUGUGCUCCGGCGGACGGGUGCUGGUGCACGGCAACCUGGGCGUCUCGCUCUCCGCUGCACUCAUUGUGGCUUACGUGAUGCGCCGUCUCUCGCUCAAUCUCUCCGCUGCCAGCGGGGUGGUGACGGCACGCCGCGACUGCGUCCGGCUCAGUCCCGACUUAGUGCGUCAACUGCACGAGUACGAGCCCAUCUGCCGGGCUGAGAAGGCCUUCCUGGCCGGCCACGGCAGCAGCGGACGAUGCCGCGCCAAACGCACCUGCGACCAGCUGGACGACGAGCCUGAGCCCAUGGACAUGACGUCCGCGUGAGCUAAGUGGCGCGUGAGCUACGUGCGCGUGAGCUACGGGAGUGUGAGCUGUUACCGCGCUCGUGCGUUGUGGCUGGCGUUGGCGCGGCGUGGCACGCACACAACGCGAUUGGUAGGCUGUAGAGUUGCUGCUCGCGCUUCGGCCGAAGCCGGGGUUACCUUUUUGUACAGGUAGGUUUUCAUAGGGUCUGUGGAAGGGUUUUCACAUGAUGUGGGGAGGGAUUUUGUAGGUUUCGGAGCUGGGGUGGCGAGCUAGGUUUCGCAGAGGCUCUGACUCUUUGGGACGGAUAAUGUCGAUGUCGGCAUGCAGCGUCUGGCCCCGGCGUGCUGCAGGGCAGCAGGGGACGUUCGCUGAGGGUACGGCAGACUGUGUCGGUGCGGUGGAGCUUCCUGAGGGGACGGGCGUGGCGUAGGGCGUUCUUGGGUGUUUCUACACGCUACGGCAGCAGGACUGCCGACUGCUACGCUUGCCGAAGACUGGAUCGCGAUGGCGCGAAUGCCACCUACAUCUCGCUCCCCGUCCGGCAGCGGUGGACUGUCGGUGCUGGCCCAGGGGGCGCCAACCGGAGCCGCCACUGUGCUUCCGCUGCUAACAGCCCGAACUGUAGGCAGAAGUAACGCAUUCAUCACGCAGUGGUGUCCGCUGAGCUGACUUUGAGUGCACACAGACGUGGACACCUGUGCUCCACCAGUAGCAGAGCCGCUUUCACUGCCGAAAUGCCGUCCAGACGGUGUGGGACGCUGUCCGGACGUCCCUGCAAGUCCGUAGUGGGGGGAUUCUAGGGGUCCUGACCCCGGGGGCUUGGGUUAGGACUCAUGCGAGUCUGGGACCCCAGCGCGGUCAGCGGGUUUAGCGAAAGCCGUCACCCUUUAGCCCUAGAAGUUUGAAAGGGAAUGGUGGCUGGGUGGCUGCUCCGUUUGGUGCAGAGCACACCGAUUAGUUUGCUUUCAUGGUGUAGAAUGCCGCCUCGGCUGUUUGCGACUGCAUUACCAUACCUUCUCACCAUUGUUUUCACAUUUUGUACCUUGUUCGAUAGUUUUCCCCAUUUCUCGACGUUUUGUCAUAUUCUUUGCGUAGUGUGUUGCGUUGUUUUACAUCCCUUGCGUUACACGUAAAAGCCCAUUUGGCUUAGUUUAGCUGUUAAUUUUCACCGUUUAUCGUUUUGUACGCCACACUUCCACAAGAGCAUCUUUAGAUCUGAUUUGUGGUUUGAGUUGACCACGUUGUAUCUCGAUAAGUUUUGCGACUGUACGCUGUCUCUAGCUCAGAUAUCAUGCACAUUUUCAUGUUUCGCUCACCAUUAUCCGUAGCUGUUGAUUCGCACCGUUGAUCGGUUUUGCACCAUCCAAAGUACCCACAUUACGUAGUUACCCCACGGCAGGUAUUGGCUGUACAACUCUUGUGGUCGGUCCGGGACUUUGUGUGCGUCUUGUCUCCCGAUGAGACGGGUUAUUUAUUUGCGUGGUGCGUCUCUCAGGUCGGGAGUUAGGGUGAGUGGUCUGCCGCUUUUGUCAAAACGAGUGGGAGUGUUUGAGCUAUGGAGGGUACGUCCUGGAUGGGUGUGUCUGUAAAGAGCUCUUGUACAUUUGGUGAGUGUGUGGGCUAGCCAGUUUCAGCGUGACGACUUUCAGAGUUUGUAUUUUUCUACUCGUGCGUUGCGUAAUACACACAAUGACGACCCGUUU
Messenger RNA from Amphibalanus amphitrite, 2693 nucleotides. RefSeq names its product serine/threonine/tyrosine-interacting protein-like. Gene Ontology annotation, cellular component: cytoplasm; nucleoplasm. Gene Ontology annotation, molecular function: F-box domain binding; protein tyrosine/serine/threonine phosphatase activity. The record is from RefSeq and is a predicted model, not a curated record. Bases 358 to 1008 code for a protein of 216 amino acids. The transcript has 5 exons. NCBI's taxonomy places the organism in Eukaryota, Metazoa, Arthropoda, Thecostraca, Balanomorpha, Balanidae. Gene Ontology annotation, biological process: negative regulation of SCF-dependent proteasomal ubiquitin-dependent catabolic process; regulation of ERK1 and ERK2 cascade; protein dephosphorylation.